Messenger RNA from Nematostella vectensis (starlet sea anemone), 4091 nucleotides. Its product is annotated as cadherin-23. Gene Ontology annotation, molecular function: calcium ion binding. Gene Ontology annotation, biological process: homophilic cell-cell adhesion. The coding region runs from base 394 to 2754 and encodes 786 amino acids. The transcript has 21 exons. Lineage: Eukaryota; Metazoa; Cnidaria; Anthozoa; Actiniaria; Edwardsiidae. Gene Ontology annotation, cellular component: plasma membrane. The record is from RefSeq and is a predicted model, not a curated record.
GUUGUUUUUGUAUUCGAACUUAAUAUUUGUUUUCUUUUUUAACCAGGCAAUAAUAUACCGUAUAUAACGACAACUAACCUUGCGCUGAGGGUGAACGAAAAUGCCACAAUUGGUACUGAUAUUGCUACAAUUCAAGCGGAAGAUGUAGAAAAGGACAAAUUAACAUUCAGCCUGAGUGAUACAAUUAAUAAGAUCUUGGAAAUCGGGCCAGAUUCCGGGAUAAUUAAACUCAAAGGAAAAGUUAAUAGAGAGAUUCAAGACAAUUACGAGUUCACGGUAUAUGUUGAAGAUGACUAUAAUGGAGGCGGACCAGCCAGAAGGGGUUCCAAGAAUUUCUUUUUAAUAGUAGACGACUACAACGACAAUGCUCCAGUCUUUACGGAGCAACCUUACAUGGCCAAGAUAGCCGAGAAUGCAAGAGUUGGCACCACGAUCCUAAAAAUCAGCGCGAUUGAUGCAGACUCCGGCACUAAUUCGCAGGUCCAAUACAAAUUCAGUAACGCCACAGCGACACAGACACAAAACGUCAUUCUCAUCUCGUCUUGGCAGACGCCGUUUUUCUCGCUCAAUUCUGUGAAUGGUGAGUUGACGCUAGGCGGCCCACUGGAUUUCGAGGUGGCUCGCAGCUAUAUGCUUGUGGUGAUUGCCGAGGACCUGGGCGUUCCCAAGCUGGAGUCAAGAACGACAGUGAUCAUAGAAGUGACGGAUAUAAGCGAUAUGCCACCGAGGUUUCUUCAGUCUUCCUACCUCAAGGAGAUUGAAGAAAACACGCCAAUAGGCAGCACAGUGGUGACUGUGGAGGCGAGAGAUGGUGACGUUGGCAUCAAUAACCCGAUACUGUAUGAAAUAAUAUCAGGUAACUCGGACGGUGUAUUUACGAUUAAUAGCAACACAGGUGUCAUCACUGUGAACGGAUCCAUCGACGCCGAGAAAACAGACGUGUUCAGGAUCACAGUAAAGGCGUCAGAGGUCCCUGACCCAAACUCUAACACGACAGUGACCGUCGUGGUCACAGUAGUGGACGUGAACGAUAACAGACCUGCGUUCUUGCAGUCCGUGUAUAUCUUCGAUGUCCGUGAGGACGUGGCUCUGCCCGGACGUGUCGUGUCCGAUCAACUCCAAGUCACCGACGGCGAUAAAAACCCCGUUUUUCGCCGGGUGUUGUACCAUUUGGUUGGCGCAGACAGCGUUAAGUUCGCCAUCGACCCGACUAGCGGGACCCUAUACAUCAACAAAACGCUUGACUACGAGAAGCAAAUAAACUUUACUUUUGACGUUGUGGCGACUGAGACGGACACAAGCGAGAAGUUCUCGGCGAACGCAUCCGUAACGCUAACGCUCAUUAAUAUAAAUGAUAACAAACCCAUGUUCGCUAAAUCUUCUUAUAACUACACGAUGGACGAGGAGAUCACACCAGGGACACACAUAGCUGAUAUCACGGCCACGGAUGCCGACCUUGGGACGUUCGGUGCGUUGACGUACGAACUGAGAGGGGGUCAGGCAGCAUACUUUUCAGUCAACGCCGAUAAUGGCACAAUCAGUGCAGCGCAAAUACUUGACUACGACACCCUCCCUCAGUAUCAAUUCUCACUUAUGGCCAAAGACGGGGGAGGCUUCUAUCAGGAAAUUGCCAUAGCAACCGUGACAGUUACCCUUCAAGAUGUGAACGAUAACGACCCAGAAUUCACCGGGAUGCCGUACACUAGUGACAUUGCCGAGAACCUGCCUGCUGGUACGAUUGUGUUCCAGGUCACCGCGACCGAUAAAGACAGCGGGGAGAAUGGGCGGCUGUCCUUCAACAUCAGCGCGAGAGAUGAUGGCGGACAUUUCUCGAUUAACGGAAGUGGCCUGGUAACAACAGCUAGGGAACUGGACAGAGAGACUAUUGCUACAUACACACUUACGGUCUCCGCGUAUGACCAUGGCGUGCCAAGUCGUCACAGAGACGUCCAGCUUACAGUCAACGUGCUCGACGAGAACGAUAACACACCACAAAUCACAGAUGGCCUGACCAUCACAACCAACAUCAGCGAGGGUGCGGGUGGCGGGACCGUCCUCCUCUCCUCCAUAGCAGCCGUUGACCCAGAUGCCGGAAGUAACGGUCAGCUGACAUACUCAAUGUCUGGCGGGGACAGCCGGUUUACUCUCAACAGCGCUACCGGUAGGCUCCAGAUCUCCCCGGCCGGGCUUGACCGUGAGCUUAAGGACUCCUACGACCUGAUUAUUAAUGUCACGGACAAUGGAUCUCCUCCAAAUACGAACUCAACCACGGUCCACGUGACCAUUCUAGACGUGAAUGACAACACACCGGCGUUUGACCCGAACCCGGCCCAGUCCCUCGCGACAUAUGUGAUCACGGUUGACGAGGGACCGGGUACCAUUAACAAUACCUUGAUUGACAUCAAUGCUACUGACCCGGAUGCAGACGCGAACUGUAAAGUCGCGUAUAGCCUGUCGGGAGAUGAACAUGGGUUCUUUAACCUCGAUCCCGUGACGGGUGAGUUGUCUGUAAGGAAAGAAUUGGAUCGCGAGAGCCCCCAAAUGAGCCGGAAUGCUAAAGGCGACGGGAGAUUCCUUCUCGACAUAACAGCCACCGAUCAGGCAACUCCGAUCUCCGACAGAAAGUCAGCAACAGUCAGGGUGAGCAUCACUGUUAGAGAUAUAGAGUACAAAGUGAAAGUCAUCUACAACAUUACAGAUGGCGACGAGAACCGUAAGUGUGAAGUGGAAAAACUGGUUCGACAUUACAACUGACAUUAAGAGAACUGUGUACUGUGUUGUUUUGCGCACUGUUCCAAAUAACGACAUAAGAGAAAAAAAAAACAUGUCGUUAUGUUGUCAUGUUGCUAGUGUGCAUAAGGCAUUACAGUUCUCUGCAUUAGCAUUAAAAAGAGAACGUGACACGAAAUUCUCUUUUGCUUAUUUUGACAAAUUGUCUAGUUAGUAUAGUAGCGUAAUAUCUCAACAAUAAUUCCUCCAAUUUUCGAUACUUGAUUUAAACGGAAACCUGAUUUUUGAUCCUUUCAAAAUGAGCAAUUUUGGCAAAUUUUCGCAUGAAACCGGCGACAUUCGAAUAUCUAAUUUGCAUAUUACUUGUGACGUCAAGAGUUGUACAAGUGGGUGAUAAACAUUAGACAUUCCCAUACAAAAUAGGACCCCCCUCACCCAAAAUACACAUAUAAUUGACCGGGGAGCCCGAAUCUUCCCCAGGAAAAAGCUGAGUAUAACCUGAGCAAAGUAUCCAAAAGGAAUCCUGCAGCAAUUGGAGCGGUGAUUUUUAUUAAUAUUUUUUAUAAGCUUUUGAACACCAUUUGCGCGUGAAUCACCCAACUUUUCGGCAAACUCACUCCUUUUUCGAUCACAAUUGUGAUCAAAGCAGUAAGAUAUACGCUGUUAAUAAUUCCGAAACGAUAUUACGCAUCUAUGUUUUUGCAAAGCAGAAUGAAUAUUUUGAAAGCGUCUAUGCUUUCAAAUAAUACAGAGAAAAAAAUGUUCAUCAUUUUUUCGUCCAAUUACUUACUUAUUGCGAAUUAACACCACGUCAGGAGAAAAUGGCGUUUUGCCGUUUGGGAUUUUUUACUUAAAAUUGGCGAAAAUGGAGUGACAUUUACUAUAUUUUAAACGAAAUCAAGGGUUUUUUGUUAUACUUUAAGUAACGAGUUUGAAACUAACAAUAUUAGACAAUUUCUGCAAUCACAGCCUUUGUGCAGGCGUACAGAUAUUACACAAUUUGAGCGUCAGAUCCUUUCCAAUAUAAUGGAUUUCGUUGCUUUUUCACAUAUCCGUAACUUACUCCUUUGAGAGCCCUUCAGUUAUUUCAAUUUCCUCCACUUUAACAAAAAUUUGAUAUUCGACCCUUACCAUUUAUAACAAAAUGGCCAUACUCGAUCCUUCAACGAUUCAGUUCCUAAAGAUACAGCGAAAAUAACACUAAAGCACGAUUAAGUAAAGAUACUCCCGCAUUUCAAGGACACUUAACACAUUUUGUGUUCCUAAGGCUUUUCUUGGCGGGAGUCCUCAAUUUGAGGAGCUUUGGAUUUUUUGGGCCUUUUUACAUGUAAAAAGGAGCGAAACAACAAUUGUCUAGAAAA